CCGACCUUUUUUUGGACAUCAAACCUGUGGAGGACAAAAGGACCUGCCAGUAAAAGCUGACGCGUUACGAGAACUGGGCCUUGGCAAGCUGGAAUGGCUUGCGAGGUUGUGUUGGCAAAGGUUCCAGAUAAAAGCACGCGCCAAGGUAGCUUACUCAUGCCAGCUGGAAACCCUGCAUGUUCUCCUCUUGUAAUAGCGUAUCGCCAUUGGUCCUUCUGGGAGACUCGCAACUCGAUCAACACGGACACUGUGUAACUAAGAGACAGACCACAAGCCACAUUGUCUCUGCAUCCACUCCAGUAGCAACUUUUGCUUGUUCUGCUGCACGGUUUCGGUUGCAGCUGGCGCAAGGUUCUACUUACACCAAUCGAACCGGCCCGGUGGAGGCGCUUAGGUUUCGCGAUCCCCUCACCGGCUACUCGGAUACGGCCUUGUGCAUGAAGUCUACUGUCGACUGGACUGGCUGGCAUUUGCGUGAUUUUCUUGGGACGCAUGGGGAGUGGGACGAUCCAGAGAGGGAAGGCAUGUCGAAAAAGGCGAACUGCGAUGAUGAGUUGAGGAAGGGAAAAGUUCUUACUUCACCCCCUGUUUUUCGCUUUUCAUUGUCCGGGUUUCCGGCAACGAAUUAUGGCAUGCGCUCGUUCCACUCAAGGGAAGCAAAGAAAGAAACCCCAAAGGGAGCCCGACGGCCCAACAUGGGCAUGCGUCAUCGUUGCAGGUGAUCCAAAUGGAUAUCCCUGUGUUAUAGACCAAGUCUCUUGUCUGAACCAAUCCGCUAAGUUAGUCGAAGGGUACUUAGUCACACUUCGGUUGCGCCUUCGUCCCGCUUUUCUUCGGUGCUCGGUCCGAGCAAGGAAGUCGGAAUAUUCGGGGGUUCGGCAGCUUGCGACGACCAUGGCGUCAU
Messenger RNA from Microdochium trichocladiopsis, 904 nucleotides. RefSeq lists its product as uncharacterized. The record is from RefSeq and is a predicted model, not a curated record. The transcript has a single exon. NCBI's taxonomy places the organism in Eukaryota, Fungi, Ascomycota, Sordariomycetes, Xylariales, Microdochiaceae. Bases 177 to 722 code for a protein of 181 amino acids.